Neohortaea acidophila is the source of this 960-nucleotide messenger RNA. RefSeq lists its product as uncharacterized. The record is from RefSeq and is a predicted model, not a curated record. Lineage: Eukaryota; Fungi; Ascomycota; Dothideomycetes; Mycosphaerellales; Teratosphaeriaceae. Gene Ontology annotation, cellular component: acetolactate synthase complex; mitochondrial nucleoid. Gene Ontology annotation, molecular function: acetolactate synthase regulator activity. The transcript is spliced from 3 exons. Gene Ontology annotation, biological process: branched-chain amino acid biosynthetic process. Bases 1 to 960 code for a protein of 319 amino acids.
AUGAAAUGUGUCGAGCACACCGUCCGAUCCACUCGCACCGCACAACAAUGGCUCCGCCAGCAGUCCCGACACAACUCCGACUCGACGGCACCGAUGAAUUACAAAAACCUGCACCGCCGCGUCUCCCCCCUGCCCGCAUCGACCAUCACCGCAACCUUCUCCCCCGCUGCUGCAGUAUCCAACAUUCUCUACGAAACCCCGCUGCCCUCCACCGAGCCCCCGAAACCCCACGUGCUGAAUUGUCUCGUGCAGAACGAGCCUGGUGUGUUGUCUCGCAUCUCCGGUAUUCUCGCCGCGCGCGGCUUCAAUAUCGACAGUCUUGUGGUGUGCUCCACUGAAGUGCCCGACCUCAGUCGCAUGACGAUCGUGCUGCAGGGGCAGGAUGGUGUGGUGGAGCAAGCACGUCGCCAGCUCGAGGACUUGGUGCCCGUGUGGGCCGUGCUGGACUAUACUGCCGCCCCUCUCGUACAGCGCGAACUGCUGCUCGCGAAGAUCUGUAUCCUCGGACCGGAGUACUUUGAAGAGCUAUUGGCCCACCAUCGCGAAAUGACAGAUGCCGAGGUACUCGCGCGGCCGCGAGAAGACCUUUCGCCCGAACAACUUGAAGGGGCACGCGAAGAGCGCGUGGAUGUCGACAUGGCGGCGGCGGACUUCCAUCCCGCUGCUGUGGCGCCGUCGGAGGCGUUGCGGAUGAAGCACAAGCAUCUCGAGACCAUCACCUACCUGACUCACCAAUUUGGCGGCAAAGUGCUGGACAUCAGCACCAACAACUGCAUUGUGGAACUCAGCGCGAAGCCAGUAAGAAUCGACAGCUUCAUGAAGCUCAUUGCGCCUUUUGGCAUUCUCGAGAGCGCGAGAACGGGCCUCAUGGCUCUUCCGCGUUCGCCACUACACGGUCCCGAUAUCGAGGUGAAGGAGGCGGAGGACGUGGUGGACCAGAGCGCCCUGCCGCCCAGCUGA